Aethina tumida (small hive beetle) is the source of this 644-nucleotide messenger RNA. RefSeq names its product mitochondrial inner membrane protease subunit 2. The transcript has 2 exons. Bases 129 to 644 code for a protein of 171 amino acids. The record is from RefSeq and is a predicted model, not a curated record. Gene Ontology annotation, biological process: mitochondrial respiratory chain complex assembly. NCBI's taxonomy places the organism in Eukaryota, Metazoa, Arthropoda, Insecta, Coleoptera, Nitidulidae. Gene Ontology annotation, cellular component: membrane; mitochondrial inner membrane peptidase complex. Gene Ontology annotation, molecular function: serine-type endopeptidase activity.
AAUCAACAAUCCAAACAUCAAUUAAAGUCAUUUAUUCAAAAUUUAAAUGGCAAAGUGACAGCUUCACUGCUGCCAACAAGUGGACAUGUUAAAUUUUCAGGUUAUGUAAUCUCUCGUUGUAAACAUCAAUGAAAAUUCCAAAUUUUUUCAAACACAUUUUUUUCGGUAUACCCAUCGGUGUCACGUUGGUGGACGUGUGUGGAUAUGUAGCCAGGGUGGACGGAAUUUCCAUGCAACCCGCCCUAAAUCCUGACAAGUCUCAGACUGAUUAUGUGUUUUUGAGUAGGUGGGCCAUCAAAAAGUACCAGUUCGAAAGGGGCGACAUUGUAUCACUAAUCUCCCCGAAGAAUCCGGAUCAGAAGAUCAUUAAAAGGGUUGUCGGUGUUCAAGGUGAUGUCAUAGCAACUUUAGGGUACAAAAACGACGUUGUGAGAGUUCCAGAGGGUCACUGCUGGAUAGAGGGUGAUCACACUGGUCAUUCUAUGGACUCAAACAAUUUCGGGCCGGUGUCUCUAGGAUUGAUCACUGCCAAGGCUUACUGCAUUAUUUGGCCACCUAACCGAUGGCAACUCAUCAAACCAUCAAUACCGGAGUCUAGGAAGCCCCUAAAUCUUACAUCAGAGACAUACUUAAACAUAUUUUAG